This is a messenger RNA of Megachile rotundata (alfalfa leafcutting bee), 6029 nucleotides long. It is a transcript of the gene Dcr-1, whose product is annotated as Endoribonuclease Dcr-1. Gene Ontology annotation, biological process: pre-miRNA processing; siRNA processing; rRNA processing. Gene Ontology annotation, cellular component: nucleus; cytoplasm; RISC-loading complex. The record is from RefSeq and is a predicted model, not a curated record. Gene Ontology annotation, molecular function: deoxyribonuclease I activity; protein binding; RNA binding. Lineage: Eukaryota; Metazoa; Arthropoda; Insecta; Hymenoptera; Megachilidae.
GUCGACUGUUCACAUAUAAUUACACAUACAAGUACUGCAUAUGUCAAUCGUAUCCGUAGCUGCUCUGUCUUGAUUCUAAAAUUGAAUUGAAAUCUGACAACAAAACUUAAUAAAAUACAAACAUAAAUGCAUUUUUCUUUUAGUUACAAACAGUACAAGUUAUAGGUUCCAUGGCAUUUCCACUAAACGAUCAGAUUUAUACAAAAUCUUUUACACCUAGAGAAUACCAAGUAGAAUUGUUUUAUGCAGCAAGAGACAAAAAUAUUAUUGUCUGUCUAGGAAAAAGUUAUGAACAAACUUUUAUAGUUAUAAAAUUGAUUCAAGAAUUUGCUGCGAACAAUAGAAGGCCACUAAGUGAAGGAGGAAAACGUUCAUUGUACAUAUUAACAGAUGAGGAAAAAUGUAUUAUAAAAGCAAGUUACAUACAACAAUUGACAGAUUUAAAAGUAUUAAUGUAUACUGCUUGUUCAUCCAACGAAUUUGUAGACAAAUUUGAAACUUCUCAUGUACUAGUUUUAACAUCUGAAGUAUGUACAAAAUUAUUGGCUGAGAAAAAAAUUUUACCACAUCAGAUAAAUCUAGUCAUAGUUGAUGAGUGCCAUAAAUUUAUAAAUGAUAAUAAAUUAAAAUUUAUUUUGCAAACUUUUCUAUCUUGCACUGAUGUUCCUAGAAUUAUAGGAUUAGCUGUACCAUUGUUUAAUUUAACACAAGAACCUGGGAGACUAGGUUUAGAAAUAGAAAAAGUAGAAACCACAUUUCAGUGCGAAGUUGAAACAGCUAGUGAUAUAUUAUCUAUAUUAAGGUAUAGUCCUAAGGCUAAAGAAUACAUAGUGGAAUAUUGUAAUGGUGAAAAAGGAGAGUUACACAUUACUAUUAAAAAUUAUAUAUUACAUGCUAUUGAAUUUUUACGCGAUCAUCGUCAUGAUCCAACAGAAAUUUAUAAUGAAGAGUUUUAUGAGGAUAUUCAAAAAAUACCUGAUCCUACAGAGAAGCCCUUUGAAAUGAUGCAAGACUUUUUACAUGUAUUAGAAACUCUUGGACCAUGGUGUGCCGAUCGUGCCGCACUUGCUCUUUUGAUAUUAACAGAAAAAUUGAAAAUAAAAACCCCUUAUGAAAGGCAUUAUUUAUUAUUGAACAUGGUCGCAUCAGUUUUUAUGAAGAUACGAGCUUUGUGCGAUAAUGCAUUUGAAAUUUUGUCUGAUAAAGAGAGGAUAUAUAAGUAUACUACUCCAAAAGUUCAUAGAUUAUUGCAAGUCUUGAAAACCUAUACACCAUAUUAUAACAAGGAUGUCAAAAAUUCUGAUAGUAAAAUAAAUGGUGAAAAUAGUUCUCAAAAAUUACAUGUAAAUAACAGAGAAAAUUAUAUUAGAGAUAAAUUUAUUCAUGGUAGGAAAGGUAAUGAAGAAAAUGAUAAAAGACCAUUUAAAUUUCAAAGACAUAUGCGUGGAGCUACGGAUCCUGAUUUACUCUGUGGAGUAAUCUUUGUAGAUAAAGGAUUUGUAGCAAAGGUUCUGUUUUAUUUAUUAAAUGAAAUAUCUGCACAUGAUGAAGAUUUAGAAUUUUUAUCGCCUCUUUAUACGAUUGAAAGGAAUACAGAUGAUGUCAGUUAUUCAAAAGAUUUAGAAAUAGAACACAAAAAACAAGAAGAAGUUUUGAAAAAAUUUAGGAUACAUGAAUGUAAUUUAUUAAUUUCAACUUCCAUUUUAGAAGAAGGCAUUGAUAUUCCAAAAUGUAACUUUGUAAUGAGAUAUGAUUUUCCAAAAACGUAUCAGUCCUAUGUACAAUGUAAAAGUCGAGCUAGAGCUAUAGAUGCCUUACAUGUAUUAUUAGUACCAAAAGAAACGUCAAAGGAGUGCAUAUGGCAAUUAGCACAGUAUCAUUAUAUAGAAAAGACUUUGUUAAUAAAGUGUUCUAAUAACGAACCAUCUGAAGAAGAAGAAAACGAAGCAGACAUGUAUGCUGCUAUGAUACCACACUAUAAACCGCUCAGUGAAGAUGAUGCACCUAAAGUAACGUUUAAUUCUGCUAUAUCAUUGGUAAACAGAUACUGUGCCAAAUUACCUAGUGAUACUUUUACAAGACUAACUCCAGAGUGGUCUAUUGAGCAGAUAAAUUCAGACAAUAUGCCUAUGUAUGUCUGUUCUUUACGGUUACCUAUAAAUUCUCCAGUGAAAUAUGCUGUAUCGUCAUAUCCUAUGCCUAAUAGAGCUAUGGCAAGACGAAUGGCUGCCUUGCAAUUAUGUAUUGAUUUACACAGAAAGAAUGAAAUAGAUGAUAAUUUACUACCUAUUGGGAAGGAAAAUUUUAAAGCUAAACCAGAAGAUGCAGAAGUACCCGCUUUACCAGAUGAAAUUAAAGUAGAUUUUUCUGAAGCUCGACCUGGAACAACUAAACGGAGACAAUAUUAUUAUAAAAAGACAGCUAACGCGUUAACAGAUUGUAGACCAAUAGUCGGAGCUCCUUCUUAUCUGUAUCAUAUUAAUAUGGUUCUAAGUUGUGCCUUACCUGAAGAACAAAAUACCAGAGGUCGGCGGAUAUAUCCUCCUGAAGAAUCAGCUAUUGGUUUUGGUAUUAUAACACUGAAAGAAAUUCCUAAAUUAUGUCCAUUCCCUAUUUACACCAGAUCAGGAGAAGUGCAUGUACAGUUGAAACUCAGUAAAUGCACCGUAGUUUUAAAUGAAAUACAAAUAGAAAAAAUUUCCACCUUCCUUAAUUAUACUUUUACAAAUGUAUUACGGUUGCAACAAUAUUUAAUGCUUUUUGAUCCUAAUGCUUCAGAGAACUCGUAUAUGAUUGUACCUGUAAAAUUAGAUACUGAGUCUGACGUCACUGUAGACUGGGAAUUUUUGGAAUGUAUAUACAACAAUCGAACUACAGUGCCAACUAAGGUUCCGGAGGAGGAUAGAAAAGACUUUAAAUUUGAUGCAUCAAAGUAUCAGGAUGCAGUAAUUAUGCCUUGGUAUAGAAAUCAAGACCAACCUCAGUAUUUUUAUGUUGCUGAAAUUUGCACAAACUUAAAUCCUAAAUCUUCCUUUCCUGGCGACGAUUAUAGUACCUUCGAAGAAUAUUAUUUUAAGAAAUAUGAAAUACAAAUACAAAAUUUAGAUCAACCUCUGUUAGACGUGGAUCACACAUCAGCUAGAUUAAACUUUCUAACACCCAGGUAUGUCAACCGGAAAGGUGUUGCUUUACCUACAAGUAGCGAGGAAACCAAACGAGCAAAACGAGAAAAUUUAGAACAGAAGCAGAUUCUUGUAGCCGAGUUGUGUGCAAUUCAUCCGUUUCCUGCAUCAUUAUGGAGACAAGCAGUUUGUCUACCAUGUAUUUUAUAUAGAAUUAAUGCCUUAUUACUUGCCAAUCAAAUACGAUGUCAAGUUGCACAAAUGAUAAAUUUAGGACAACAAAAUUUAGCUCCUGAUUUUGAGUGGCCAGCAUUAGACUUUGGCUGGAGUUUAGCAGAAGUUCUAAAGAAGUCCAAAGAAUCUGAAAAAACGAAGGUGGCUAAAACUGAAACUACCCAAUCAAAUUCUUUAAGUAAUACGGUGGAAAAAUAUCAAGCUAUGCCUGAAAAGACGAUGAACAACUUUAACGAACUUGAUAUGGAGGAUUUGAAUGAUAAAGAAUAUGAACUUGAAUUAGAAAAUGAUAACUUAACAGAUAAAGAGUUAGAAAUAUCAAAUGAAGAACAGGAAUUAGAAAUUGGCACUUGGUCAAAUGACAUGGCAGUGAACGCUAUUGAUUGCGAAACGAAUGACUUGAAGUCAUUUCCAGUGAAUGUAACUGUUUUACCAAAUAAUUUCAACUGGAGCGACAUUCGAUACGGUUCUCCUGCAUGCGAAUCGGACUAUGACGGAUAUGUAUCGGAUGAUAUUUAUAGCGAUGGAUUUGCAGACACAUCCGAUGAAAGUGAAGAUGAAAAUAGAGGAUUACGCAUUUCUUAUAUGGGAGAAAAUGUGGCAGAAGCCAUAGAGGACGAAAAACAAAUAUCUAAACAAGAGAUAAAUAAAAAAAUUUUAGAUUUAUUAGAAACGGAAAAAAAUUUAGACACUUUAUGGUCUUAUACAGAAGAAAAGGAAGAAUCUUUAAUCGCAAAACACAAAUUAACUCACUAUGAAUUUACAAAACUAAGAGAAUGUGAAAUAAUGGAGAAUGGAUCUUUUAUAUCCUGUGAUAACGAAAUAAUAAUUAAAAGGAAAAAUUCAUUUAAUUCACCGUUUGAAGACAAUUCAUCAGAUUAUAGACACAAACCUUAUGUACAAAAUAUUGUUAACAAGUUUACCACAGAAGUAUUAAAUAACAACAACAUUUCACAGCCAGUAAAACAAAAAUCAAACAGUUCCAAAUUUACAUAUCAUCCGAGCAAUAAUCUUUUUAGUUUCGAUUUCCAACCGGAAUUGGAAAAUCAUCCAGGACCAAGUCCCAGUUUAAUUUUGCAAGCUUUGACUAUGUCCAACGCGAAUGAUGGUAUUAAUUUAGAGCGGUUAGAAACUAUUGGAGAUUCUUUUUUAAAAUAUGCCAUAACUACUUAUUUGUAUUGUACUUAUGAUAACAUACAUGAAGGCAAACUGAGUCACUUAAGAUCAAAACAGGUGAGCAAUUUAAAUUUAUACAGAUUAGGAAGGCAGAAAAUGUUGGGUGAGAGUAUGAUAGCGACAAAAUUUGAACCACACGACAACUGGUUGCCACCAUGUUAUUAUGUUCCAAAGGAACUUGAACAAGCACUUAUUAAAUCUGGCAUACCUUCUACCUUAUGGAACCAAGCUGACAUUCCAACUUUACAAGCUGUCAAUCCAAACGAGAUAACUCAACUUGUUCGAGAAACAGAACAGAAAUUGGGUAUCAUGAAAGAUGAACUUGUUAGGAAUGAAGCUAUACUUUCAAACAAUCUAGAUAACUUGCGUUGUUUUAUACCUUACAAUUUAAUUACUCAACAUAGCAUUCCUGAUAAAAGUAUCGCAGACUGUGUGGAAGCAUUGAUUGGAGCCUACUUAAUUGCUUGUGGACCUAGAGGAGCAUUACUUUUCAUGGCUUGGUUAGGGAUUCAUGUUUUACCCAUGGAAGAAAUUUGUAUUGUACAAGAAACUGAACCAGAAGAAAGAAUUCCUGGUAGUACACCAUACGUAAAAGGAACGAACGAUCAGGGUGAAGUAACAUGGAUACAGAUUCGUUAUGGAAAGUUGGAGGAACCACAAAAUCCUCUGCUUCGAUACAUCCCUAAUCCAGAACAGGAAUUAUUGAUGAUGCUCGAUGGAUACGAAGAACUGGAGAAAAAUAUAGGAUAUAAAUUUAAUGAUAUAAGUUACCUGUUGCAAGCAUUUACUCAUGCGUCAUAUCAACCCAAUAAGUUAACAGACUGUUAUCAACGUUUAGAAUUUCUUGGAGAUGCAGUUUUAGAUUAUUUAAUAACAAGGCAUUUGUAUGAAGAUGCUCGACAACAUUCUCCAGGAGCUUUAACGGAUUUGCGAUCAGCUUUAGUUAACAAUACUAUAUUUGCUUCUUUAGCGGUUAGAUGUGGAUUUCAUAAAUAUUUUCGACAUCUUUCUCCGGGUUUAAGCGUUGUAAUAAAUCGUUUUGUUAGAAUUCAAGAAGAAAACGGACAUUCCAUUAGUGAGGAGUAUUAUUUAAUUGGGGAAGAAAAAUGUGAGGAAGCUGAAGACGUGGAAGUACCAAAAGCAUUAGGUGAUGUUUUUGAAUCAUUAGCUGGUGCAAUUUAUUUAGAUAGUGGGAUGUCUUUAGAUGCAGUAUGGAGUGUAUAUUACGUGAUCAUGAAAAAUGAAAUCGAACAAUUCAGCACCAAUGUUCCUAAAUCUCCAAUUAGAGAAUUAUUGGAAUUAGAACCUGAAACAGCGAAAUUCGGGAAACCAGAAAAAUUGGCCGAUGGACAUAGAGUUAGAGUUACAGUGGAUGUUUUUGGCAAAGGGUCCUUCAAAGGAAUUGGAAGAAAUUACAGGAUCGCAAAGUGUACAGCUGCAAAAUGUGCUCUAAAGAAAUUAAAACAAAUGCAAAAUUAUCCAAGAGACAAAGUAUGA